AUGGCCCCCAAAGCUCCUACCAAGGGUCCCAAGACCCCCGCCAGCAAGAAGGCUGCCGAUGCGAAGAAGGCCGCCCUCAAGGGUACUCACUCCAAGAUUGCCCGCAAGGUCCGUCUCUCGACUACCUUCCACCGCCCAAAGACCCUCUCUUUGGCCCGCAACCCAAAGUACCCCCGCAAGAGCGUUCCCCACGUUCCCCGGCUCGACCAGUACAAGGUCAUUGUCCACCCCUUGAACACCGAGUCCGCCAUGAAGAAGAUUGAGGAGAACAACACCCUUGUCUUCAUUGUCGACAUCAAGGCAAACAAGAGGCAGAUCAAGGACGCGAUCAAGAAGCUCUACGACGUUGACUGUGUCAAGGUCAACACCUUGAUCAGACCCGACGGAACCAAGAAGGCCUUCGCCAGGCUGACCCCCGACGUCGACGCUCUCGAUAUCGCUGCCACCAAGCUCGCCAUCGUAUAA
Morchella importuna is the source of this 465-nucleotide messenger RNA. RefSeq lists its product as uncharacterized. Lineage: Eukaryota; Fungi; Ascomycota; Pezizomycetes; Pezizales; Morchellaceae. The record is from RefSeq and is a predicted model, not a curated record. The transcript is spliced from 3 exons. Gene Ontology annotation, cellular component: cytosolic large ribosomal subunit; ribosome. Bases 1 to 465 code for a protein of 154 amino acids. Gene Ontology annotation, biological process: translation; ribosomal large subunit assembly. Gene Ontology annotation, molecular function: structural constituent of ribosome.